AUGAGCGCGAUACAAAACCCAACCAACGCUAACGUUAACACAAAACCUGCUUUACAUGGUGUUAAGAUCAAAACGAGAAAGAGCCAGCAAAAAGCUCAGGCUAAAUACGAGCCUAUUGUUUUUAGAGAUAGUAUUUUAAAAAUUCUUUCGGGAGCUCAACCUGAUAACUUUGAAGAAAUCUCUCAAACCCUAGACGCAGCCGGCAAUACAGUUGACUUUAGAAAAUACGGUGAAACUUUAUUUGAAAUCCUUCUCACCGGCGGUGUAUUAGCCCCCGGAGGCACAAUUAUUGACGAUGGCGCACAACGUAGUCCAUUUUCAAUUUUCUCCGCACAAGAUAAUAUCGAAAGUAUUAAAAAACAUGUUGAAGUUUUCGAUAAGCUAAUUCGUCAACGUUAUAAAUAUUUGCAGCGUAGUUUUGAAGACACUAUAAAAAAUUUACUUCAAUAUAUCAACAAAUGGAGAUCCGAGGAAAAUUAUAAACUUGCCACUGCGAUUGGCUUGUUUGCUUCUGGUCAGAUGACCAACCUUAACUUUUUGACUGUUCUUUUUAAAGAACAUCUUGUUAAAGAAGGCCUCUCCCUCCAAUUUGUUACUGCCGUAUUCAAAGCUUAUCUUGGUGAACAAAGUAUUGAACACCUAGGCGGUUCUCUUAAAAAAGCUGGAAUAGACAACAAGCUUUUGGAAUUUUUCCCUCCAAAUAAACGAGAUGAGGAAUACUUUGCCCGUUAUUUUGGAGCUGAGGACAUGAAACAGCUAGUUGAAUAUCAUAGUCAAAAACAAAGAAAUUCGUUAAAAGAACAAACUAUUGAUCACGUUAAGGAAAUGUUGAGGAAUGAAGGCACUUCUCAAGAGAUUGUUGUUUACCUUAAACAACGUAUCAAGGAAGGUAAUUGGCCGGAAAACGAUUUUGUUCAAAUAGUCUGGGAUGCAUUGAUGCAAGCCGUUGAUUGGAGCACUCGCCCAGAAAUGAUUGAAAAUCAAGCUUCACGUCAAAUCAAAAAAAAUGCUGAAAUUCUCGCUGCAUUUGCUUCUAAUCCUAAGUCGGAAGUUGCACUUUUGCAAAAAAUUCAAAUUUAUUGCCACGAAGAUACAAGAUUGAUGAAACAUUUUCGUUUAAUUGUAAAGAUUUUGUAUGAAAAAGAUGUUGUGUCUGAGAACGCUAUCUUUUAUUGGUAUGAGAAAGGUGCCAAACCUUAUGGUAAAGGGUUGUUUUUAAAACAAAUGGAAUCAUUUGUUAAUUGGCUUAGGACUGUUGAAACUGAUAGUGAAGAAGAAGACGACGAAGACGAAGAAUAG
Rhizophagus irregularis DAOM 181602=DAOM 197198 is the source of this 1299-nucleotide messenger RNA. RefSeq lists its product as uncharacterized. Lineage: Eukaryota; Fungi; Glomeromycota; Glomeromycetes; Glomerales; Glomeraceae. Gene Ontology annotation, molecular function: protein binding. The record is from RefSeq and is a predicted model, not a curated record. Gene Ontology annotation, cellular component: cytoplasm; membrane.